AAGUAUAUCCGGUGAGGGGCGGGGCGGUCGUGUGCGAAAUUACUCCGGGCCUGGCAGCGAGGCCGGACUGGCCAGCGGCCCGGGAACUGGGUCCAGCGGCGAACUUGACCCAACUCUUCCGGCAGCAGGAGGCAGGCGGCAGGAAGACCCAGGGAAGCCCCUUGUGCUGGAUUCCGAGAAGCCUCUCCUGGUUUUCCCUUUGCUGCCCUUGGAGGUCUUCUAAGAGUGGGCAGAAACCCGGGAUCCCCGGAAACGGUCUGAGGGAGCCCUGGGGACCUGGUGACCUACCUGUCUUGAGCGUCCUGCCCAGCCCUCCCCUCAGACACCUCGUGGCGUCCCGAGAGUGCGGCCAAGAUGUCCAACCCCUUCCUGAAGCAGGUCUUCAACAAGGACAAGACCUUCCGGCCCAAGCGCAAGUUCGAGCCAGGCACCCAACGCUUCGAGCUGCACAAGAAGGCGCAGGCCUCGCUGAAUGCAGGGUUGGACCUGAAGCUGGCCGUGCAGCUGCCUGCUGGCGAGGAGCUCAACGACUGGGUGGCUGUGCAUGUGGUGGACUUCUUCAACCGCGUCAACCUCAUCUACGGCACCAUCAGUGACGGCUGCACCGAGCGCUCCUGCCCCAUCAUGUCAGGCGGCCCCAAGUACGAGUACCGUUGGCAGGAUGAGCACAAGUUCCGGCGGCCCACGGCACUGUCGGCCCCCCGCUACAUGGACCUGCUCAUGGACUGGAUCGAGGUGCAGAUCAACAAUGAGGACGUCUUCCCCACCAACGUUGGCACGCCGUUCCCCAAGAACUUCCUGCAGGUGGUGAAGAAGAUCCUGUCGCGGCUCUUCCGCGUGUUCGUGCAUGUGUACAUCCACCACUUCGACCGCAUUGCGCAGCUAGGUUCAGAGGCUCACGUCAACACCUGCUACAAGCACUUCUACUACUUUGUCACUGAGUUCGGCCUUAUCGACACCAAGGAGCUGGAGCCACUGAAAGAAAUGACCGCACGGAUGUGCCACUGAGAGCCCUUGGCCCUGUCGUCUCUGCAGCCACGCCCUGGGGGCCCGCUCCAGCUACGCGCCACAUCUCCAGCACAGGGACCAGUGUUUUCUAGCCCAGCAGAUUCUGGGCUGUCAGGGUUGCAUCCUCUCUCCGGUUCCAAGGUGGCAGCAGCCAUUAGUCCGGUCCUCUCUGGGCCCCCGUCUCCUCAGCCGUCACAUCACGGGGGAGAUGGAAUUUGAACUCUGUGAUUCUCUGUGUUGUGAGCAACCAGGAAAACCCACUUUGUUUGGAAAACACUUGCAUUUAUGAGGAGGCUGGCCUACCUUGGGUCCAUCUCCUGACCAGCCCGCGUGCUCAGCCACGGGCUCCGGGGCCCAGUCAGUGAGGCCAUGACCACGCAGCACUUCCCACCAUGGCCCAGGUCUGGUUUCGAGCGGUACAAGGGCCUGGCUUCUGUCCUCCCCGCGUCCUCCCCUAGCCACUUCUGUCGGCCGUUCCUCCAGGACCCUGGGCUCAUCCAUCAGUUUCGCAAGCCUGCGCCUGCAUCCCAUGUUUCUUGGGGCCCCUUCAUAUCACAUAAAAGAUUGAAUUUUUAUAGUUUCAUUUACAACUGCUGUGAGAUGUUACUAGGAGAAAAAAAAAAAAAGCUUUUUACCUACAGGUAGUCCUCCCCUUGCCCUCUAGAAAAAUGUCCCCUUUUUGCCAUGAAUAACAGGAUGAAUCUCCCAAGGAGCACCUCUACCUGGGUGUACAACCUUCGAAUUUCACCUAAUGCCUGCCAACAUCAUAUGGAAACCCUUUGUGUGCCCCCCUGCCGCCCUCGCAGUGACUCUGGGACCAAACCCCAGCACCUUCUCCCUGCAGAAGUUGGAGCGGGGGCACUCCACCAGCCACGGCCCUACCCACACGCAGCAUCCUUGGUGGCCUUUGGCCGUGGCAACCCUGCCUGCCCAGGCCAUGCUGGUUCUGUUACCUCUAGGUGUCAGGGAGAGGGCCCACCACCGACACCGAACAAGUGCAAUUAACGAACACAACCUGGGCCUCAGUCCUUCAGAAGCCGCAGGCCCUGUUCCUGGAGGCCUGGAAGGGCUUUAUGAAACCGGCCAAUCGAAUGUAGCUCCUUUUAAAUGCAGAACCACAACCAAAUGCCAUAACCACUGUGCCUCUCCAGGUCACCAGCCAGGUCAGGGAAGGCAGUGGGACUGUGAGGGGGAGUUCCCUGCCUGCCCUCUUGCACCUGUGGGUGUUCCCACAGGGACAUCAGAAUAAACCAGCCUCCUUAUCUGCA
Messenger RNA from Dama dama (fallow deer), 2276 nucleotides. RefSeq names its product MOB kinase activator 3A (gene MOB3A). The record is from RefSeq and is a predicted model, not a curated record. Gene Ontology annotation, molecular function: protein kinase activator activity. The transcript has 5 exons. Gene Ontology annotation, biological process: signal transduction; positive regulation of protein phosphorylation. Gene Ontology annotation, cellular component: cytoplasm; nucleus. Lineage: Eukaryota; Metazoa; Chordata; Mammalia; Artiodactyla; Cervidae. Bases 355 to 1008 code for a protein of 217 amino acids.